AUGAGGUCUGUCUGGUUUGCAGGUCAGGCUGUGAGGCAGGUGAGGCAUGGAUCCUCUGCCUCUGACAACUUCCACGCAAAGUACGGCACCGGUUUGAUGGCCAGCGGAGCUGUAUUCUGCGUAGCUGUGUGGGGAUAUGUGCUGACUCAGACUGGCAUCACCUGGAACAUGUCACCUGUUGGGAAGGUGAUGCCUAAAGAAUGGAGGGAAGCUGAGGAGGAGUGA
Molecule: messenger RNA, 225 nt
Organism: Menidia menidia (Atlantic silverside)
Lineage: Eukaryota; Metazoa; Chordata; Actinopteri; Atheriniformes; Atherinopsidae
Source: the annotation of a GenBank genome assembly